This is a messenger RNA of Hibiscus syriacus, 917 nucleotides long. Its product is annotated as phosphoenolpyruvate carboxylase kinase 1-like. The transcript has 2 exons. Gene Ontology annotation, molecular function: calcium/calmodulin-dependent protein kinase activity; calmodulin binding; ATP binding. NCBI's taxonomy places the organism in Eukaryota, Viridiplantae, Streptophyta, Magnoliopsida, Malvales, Malvaceae. The record is from RefSeq and is a predicted model, not a curated record. Bases 23 to 853 code for a protein of 276 amino acids. Gene Ontology annotation, cellular component: nucleus; cytoplasm. Gene Ontology annotation, biological process: protein autophosphorylation; peptidyl-serine phosphorylation; intracellular signal transduction.
CAAACAAAGGAAAAGCCUGCAAAUGUUGAGUCAAGCAUUGAAGAACAAGUACCAGCCCUGCGAAGAGAUCGGUAGGGGCCGUUUCGGUGUCAUCUCUCGAGUGUUAUGCGCCGUAACCCAAUGCCCCUUCGCCUGCAAAACCAUCGACAAACGCCUCCUCUCCGACUCCACCGAUCGGGAAUGUCUGGAGAACGAGCCCAAGAUCAUGUCGCUUUUGUCCCCCCACCCCAAUGUCGUCCAAAUCCACGACAUGUUUGAAUCGGAACACACCCUUCAACUCAUCCUCGACCUCUGUCAGCCGGUCACCCUCUACCACCAGAUCCUGCAACACGAUCUGUCAGAACCCAAGGCCGCUUCUUACAUGCAACAGCUCAUGUCGGGUCUGGCUCAUUGUCACAGGUUCGGGAUCGUUCAUAGAGACAUCAAACCCGAUAACAUCUUCUUCGACUUCAGGGGGAAUUUAAAGAUCGGUGAUUUCGGUUCCGCCACUUGGUUGACGGGGAAGCUCGGCACCGCUGAUGGGUUGGUCGGGACGCCGUAUUACGUCGCGCCGGAGGUCGUGAUGGGUCGGCCUUAUAACGAGAAGGUUGACGUCUGGAGUGCCGGCGUCGUUUUGUACGUCAUGCUGGCCGGCGUUCCGCCGUUUUACGGCGAAAAUGCACAGGAGAUUUUUGAGGCUGUUUUGAGAGGGAAUUUGAGGUUUCCUUCGAGGAUUUUCAGGUCAGUCUCUUCUGAGGCUAAGGAUCUGUUGAGGAAGAUGAUUUGCAGAGACGUUUCCAGGAGAUUUUCUGCAGAACAAGUCUUGAGGCACCCAUGGAUCUUAAAGGGAGGUGAAGCAAUUCCAAUGGAUUGAUCCAAUCAAAAAGCAUUGAAAAAAGCUGGGAAUCAUCCUCUAUCAAAAGCAUACAUAAAUAAAA